This is a messenger RNA of Dreissena polymorpha, 1816 nucleotides long. RefSeq lists its product as uncharacterized. Gene Ontology annotation, molecular function: protein binding. Bases 86 to 1816 code for a protein of 576 amino acids. Lineage: Eukaryota; Metazoa; Mollusca; Bivalvia; Myida; Dreissenidae. The transcript has 4 exons. The record is from RefSeq and is a predicted model, not a curated record.
AGUUGAUCACAGGUGUUGUCGAUGUGAAUUAGAAUAAUCGCUAAAUAAUAUGUGGUAAAAGAAAUACAUUCGGCUGUUGAAAUCAAUGCUAUACAUACUAUAUUAUUUUCGACUAUUUGAAAAUCGAUUCUGUCAAAAAAUGGAAACGGUUGAUAAUGUGGAAAAUAACAUACAACAAAAAAGGACUCUUAUUAGCAAGAUAAAUUCAGACAGGCUACCAAAACCAGUUUCAAAAAUAUACGAUGUUGAAUUAAUAAGAAGACUGCUACAGGACUGUGCCUUAUAUAGUCCACACAACAAAAAAGGAGUCGUCAAAACAAGUAGCCGGUCGGCAUCAGCUACUGAUGCUGAUGAGCACAAUAUUUAUCCUGAGGAAGAUGUACACUAUCAAGACGAAGAGAGACGCAAACAAGGUCGCCGAGAGGUAUGGGGAUCAUUGCUAGGGGGGUCAAAUAAACCAACACGUAGAUGGCAUUUCGCCCCAACCCCAAUAUCAGAGAUCAAAAAGCAGAGAAUAUGGUAUUUGAACCUGCAACGCAGAAGAAGAGUGGAACCCCGGAACGAUGACCCGAGUGAGCCGAGUCGCCCGGCUACACCGUCUAGUGCAGGGGACGCCAGUGCCUGGGAGUAUGACACGGAGGAAGAGAGACUCGCUUAUAUGACGGAAGAAACCGACGGACCAUUCGGGCAGAGAUUGAUGACCGAUGGGUCAUUUUGCUUAAAAAAUUUGACACAGGCGGAUGGGGUAGAUACAAUUAUUACCUUUAAUUCACCAGAAGAGAUGUUGGUUGCACACUCGUCAGUUCUUGUAGAAAAGUCUCCACUAUUCGCAAAAAUGCUCGAUUCACAACACCAGAAUCGUGUUAAGAUCGUGCGGUUAGAGCGAAUUGACUCGCCAGCACUGCUGGAAGUUCUAAGGUAUAUGUACACCGGUAAAGUGCGAUCUUUCGCGUUUGACGAUGUUGCUAGAGUACUUUCAACAGCAAGACGGUUCCAACUUGAAGAACAAAUAGGGUAUCAAUAUGCCAGCACAAUCGAUAACUUAAAUUGCAAACUUACAAUCGCCCAGCUGGAUAUAAUUUGCAAAUACGCAAACAAAGAUUCGUUUGAUAUCUUGGUUCGAACUAUUUUUCAAAGACCCGAGGCCUUAAAUGAUGUCGAGUUUGGUCUUCUUAGCCAAGAGACCGUUGAAGCAAUCAUAAAAUCUGAUGCACUACCCGUGGAGGAACUUGACAUUUUAAAAGCUGUAUAUUUCUGGUCAGAAUGCGAAGCACGCAGGAAAGGAAUCGAAAAGACUGCACGAAAUCUGCGAGCCCUACUCGGUCCUGUUUUUUAUCAAGUGAGAUUUCCCUUAAUAGACAUCAAAGUUUUAAAUAGAAAUAAUCUCCCAUAUACCAUGCUCACAAAGAUAGAACUUGAAGGUUUAAACGACAUGUCCAACGGAUUACUACAUCGGGUGCCGAAGAAGUUUAGCAGCAAAAAGCGAUCAGAAGCACUCCCAACAACAGAUACUUCAGUUCUUACCUGUCAUAAAUCUACCUCUGCGCCUGUUCAUAGCAUUGACCCGACGUAUUUGCCAAGAAAGAUCAACAAAAGAUCUGCAUCGGUUCAAAAUAUCCCCAAGGCGUGUUUGCCCAUUGUUUCGACAUGUUCAUAUGAAACAAUUCCUGUAAUUUCAGAAUCAGAGUUUCGUCAGCUGCGACAGACGCACCACUUUCAAGGAAGUAAAUAUGUCGGUUUGCAUAGUAUCCAAAGAUUUAAAUAUAUCACUGGGCCGCUCGAGUUGAAGUAUGCAGAGGAACCGGAUAAUUACUGA